AUGGCGUUCUACUUCAGACGUCGUAGUCUCAUCCGCAUCUUCCUCUUCGUGGUUCUCUGCAUAACCGCCAAGCUUGUUUUCUGGCCGUCAUCCACACCGACGACAUUUGACUCUCGGGAGAUUCGUAAACAGAAUGUUCUCGACUUUGUUGCGCGGUCAGACAAACCGCUGGACGCGCGGAGACACAAGUUUCUACAGGCGAGGCACGGGAGAGACGAGAGGGAAGACGUGUUCCACGACAUGGUUAAGGACGGUGUGCUGGACUAUUGGGAACGGUUUCAGAAGCCAUACAUUGUCGGCCAUGAUACCGCGCACAUGGACGAGCAAUCUGUUCUCUCGGCCAUUGAGCAGCUUCUGACGCUGAACGGCUGGGUCGCCGCCCUCUGUCCAACCCUCACUCGACCGUUCGGCCAGAACACGCACGACGACGCGUACACAGAGCUCGUUGGCCAGGAGCAGCUCUACUUCAUUGGUAUGGUCAUCCACUCCGCGGACCACUUCCUCGUCGACCAGCUUUCCGUCAUCGUCCAGUUGGCACGGCGGCUUGGCAGUUCGAACAUCUUCGUCUCUAUGCUGGACUAUGACUCUUCGGAUUCCACCUCGACACUGACAGACCUCUGUGAAGCUGUUCUUACACUGCUCGGCGUUCCCUUCCGCAUUCGCAGAGUACCUGGGAUGACCGAGGACCCUAUCGCUGCGUACUACCCACUCGAGGAGGCAUACACGCGUAACCUCGUUCUGGAGCCCUUGCAUGAGCUGUAUGAGAAGAGGGCAAUCAAAUUUCACCGCGUCAUCUGGCUCAAGGGAUUUACGUGCCCGAACGACAUCUUAGAGACGAUCAAGCUGAGCACAGCCAACGAGGCGGCGAUGGUUUGCGGCAUGGACUGGGCAGAGUUCAACGGCUUCUUCAUCUUCUCCGACCGCUGGCGAACGCGCGAUAUCAACGGUGACCAGUUCCGCCAAUCCAAGUCCUCCUCCAUCUCCAACUCGCCGCUCACCUCCGUGCCGCCGCGCGACGUCGUCGGCGCGCAACGCUACACACAGCAUCUGCCCUUCCAGGUGUUCUGCUGUGAGUCCGGCACGCAUGUCGUCGACCCCGCGCAGUCGUACUACGCGGGCGUCGCCUACCGUGCCGGCACGACCUUCCACAACGCAAGCACGCCCGCAGACGCGCCCGUGCGCCGCCCGGACGACAAGUGCCUCGACAGCACACAGGCGUGGUUCUGCCGCGACCUCUGGAUACACAAGGCACGCGAGGGCCUCCAGGCGCUCACCGCCGACAACGAGAGCGAGGUUGCAGAUGUUAAGUAUCACGCUAACGCGGCUCACCACAAGCGCGCGCCGCAGCGGGACGGGGAGGUGGUAGAGGCGGAGGUAGAGGACGAGGUGCGCGGACCCGCGGCGGCGCAGGACGAGAUACACGAGGAGGUGCGUCAGCCUGCGGAGGCGGACCCCGAUGCAAACGCGGGCUCGGACUACGACGCGUCAGACCUCCCGCUCGAGGCGCCGCCCCCACCGCCCCUACCGCACGGCGCGAGCGACGUGGAGAUGAGCAUCCCGAACUCGGUGUUCCUGCCCGCGAGGAUCAUGGUGAACCCCCGGUGCGUGACGACGUACGCGGGCGUGGCGCACACACAGCUCGCGCUGGACCUGUUCGGGCCGCCAGAUAGGGAGGAGCGGAGCGAGGACAUGAAGCGGCGGGACUUGCUCGAGACGUGGGAGACCGCGCCGGAGACGUUCGUGUGCCAGGAGCAACAACGGACAGGUGGCCGGAGGGCACAAAAGACGCAGAGACGACUCGCAUUCUCGAUCCACCAGGAGCUGGAAGAGCUGCUGUCAUGA
Molecule: messenger RNA, 1842 nt
Organism: Fomitopsis serialis
Lineage: Eukaryota; Fungi; Basidiomycota; Agaricomycetes; Polyporales; Fomitopsidaceae
Product: cryptococcal mannosyltransferase 1-domain-containing protein
Exons: 4
Coding region: 1-1842 (613 amino acids)
Source: RefSeq, a predicted model, not a curated record